Messenger RNA from Eimeria acervulina, 894 nucleotides. RefSeq lists its product as hypothetical. Lineage: Eukaryota; Apicomplexa; Conoidasida; Eucoccidiorida; Eimeriidae. The record is from RefSeq and is a predicted model, not a curated record. Bases 1 to 894 code for a protein of 297 amino acids. The transcript is spliced from 3 exons.
AUGGAGCAGUCCCCUCCCAAGCCGUGGCAGCAGCAGCAGCAGCAGCAGCAGCCACUUGCUUUACCCUUUGCUGUCAGCAGCAGCAGCAGCAGCACGGGUCUCUCUCUACCGUUUUCUUCUGCUUCUGCUGUGCAGGCAGCAGACCCAGGAGGAGCAGCAGCAGCAGCAGCAACAGCAGCAGCAGCAGUAGCAGAUGGGAGUAUGUAUGCAGCAGCAACACCAAACACAUCUGCUGCUGCUAUAGGCCCUUACUUCAGCAGCAGCACAACAGGUUAUUACGCGGGGCCCUACGGCGGCUAUGCAGGCUGGAGUUACGGUGGCUAUGGGGGGCCUUCCUAUCUCAGCAGCACAUUAGAGAGUUUAAGCAGAGGGACAGCCUUGCUGCAUGCACAGGGGUACUUCAUUGAUCAUAUAUACACCCGAGCUUAUUUGCUGCAGCAGCAUUUAGUGUCUCUAAAGGGCUGUGCUGCUUCGUUUGCUGCUGCUGCGGCUGCUGCUGCUGCUGCUGCCAAGACACGAAUGAAGCAAUAUGCCGGUGAUGCUGCUUCAAAGGCCCGCACGAACAUCCGUGCUGCUGCUGCCGCUGCUGCUGCUGCUGCUGCUGCUGCACCGGAUGUCCUAUUGCGGCAGCAGCAGCUGCUGCUGCAGCAGCUGCUCCCCACUGUUUGCCUGCCAGAAGAAGAAUGCAGCACAGCAGCAACAAGAAGCCGCAGCAGCAGCACUAAAGGAGAAGGAGACACCGAUGGAGACAGCUGGACUGAAGAGACAGCUUUACUGAAGCAGGCCCUCCUCAACCUCGUUCAUAGAAUCAGGAAGCUGUUUCUUUUGCUGCUGCUGCUGCUGGGCCUCAACUUCUUGCUGCUGGCGAGGAGGAGACGCAGCAGAAACCCUUAA